Molecule: messenger RNA, 1284 nt
Organism: Didymodactylos carnosus
Lineage: Eukaryota; Metazoa; Rotifera; Eurotatoria; Philodinida; Philodinidae
Source: the annotation of a GenBank genome assembly
AUGACUUUAGUAUUAUCGAUUAUUUUUGUUUUAUUGACUCGUUCACUUGAUGGUAGCCUGUUUGAUCCCGAUACCAGUAAUUAUGACGCUUACGGCUUGAAAGUAGCCGCUAAUGACAAUCUCAUCGUAGAAGCCCUAAACGACUAUCAACAAUUCUACAUUCAAUUCGCUCCAUACAGCAGUAAUGUUGUUCAAUCAACUAAUUUAUUCUGUGCGAUCGAUUUCAACGCUUCAUCCCAGUACAUCUACGCCGUGGCUAUUGGUAAAAACCAGUCAUCAAGUCAACUCUAUUUUUUCUUUGUCGGGGAAUUAACAAAUAUUGAGGAAGACGAAUACUUAAAUCGAACAUUCGUGGGUAUGUUGAGUUACACUGAUAAUAUAACACUAUCAAAUGCCACCGUUGUUGACUGCGAUCAGUUCCAGUACGAUGUUAACUAUAUCACAAGUCCCCAUCCACAUCAAGAGUAUCUGACACUUGCUGUGGAUCCGUUAGGAUUAGCGGCGUACGGCUUUUCUAAUAAUUUUUCGUUUUCUUACGACGUAGAGUCACAGAACCUUAGUUGGUGGCCAGGUAGUUCUUUCUGGCCAAAUUCUACGUUUAUGCCUCAUGCUGUGGACUGUAGAGAGGAGUACGGUGUGGUUGCGGGUUUUGUUGAUAAUGGACAAAACUCUCGAAUCAAAUUUAGUCCGUUUGUGUACCUAUUUGACAUGACUGUGAGCACUGCACCGACUGUGCUAUCGUCAUGGACAUACACAGUCACUGGUACUUGGCAAGCAGGACAGACGAAUGCCGGAGCAGAUCAGUAUGCAGCUAAGUACGAUAUGUCGGUGGCGAUCAAUACUAUCGGACAGGUUCUGGUCGGCAUUCAAUCAAUGAAUUCUGUCUUUUUGUUUUCAACUAAUGGCACAACCAUGACUCUAGUAACGUGGCGAGAUAACGGAAGAUCACUCGGCUUUGGGAAAGGCGUUGCUUGGUUAGGUUUCACAGAUAUCCAAAUUAUUGGUGGUCUGCGUAUCGGUCUCUCUGGUACUGGGGAGGAAGAGGAGGACAUGAUACUCAAAGAUCUGGAGUUUUAUCAACCGUUCAAUUUAUCUGAUAAUAUACUGGCUCAGAAUGUUGAGGUAACCAUGCAAAUAACAAAAGUGGUCAAUGAAACGAUUGCUUUGAUUGGUGAUGAGUCGAAACUGAGUGAUGAGAAAAAAAGUGAAAAAGAAACAUCACCAUAUGAUAGACUUGAACAAUCGGUUGAUGAAUUUGAGGCAUUUCCCGUACCAACAGUUUAG